Molecule: messenger RNA, 2078 nt
Organism: Polypterus senegalus (gray bichir)
Lineage: Eukaryota; Metazoa; Chordata; Cladistia; Polypteriformes; Polypteridae
Gene: pir
Product: pirin
Exons: 10
Coding region: 114-974 (286 amino acids)
Biological process (GO): monocyte differentiation
Cellular component (GO): nucleus
Molecular function (GO): quercetin 2,3-dioxygenase activity
Source: RefSeq, a predicted model, not a curated record
CUUGAGUAAUCGCUUGUGGCUGCUGGUAAGGAGAAAACUGCCCCCGUCAGAUAUCGUUUUAGUCAUCCUGCUUCGGCGAACAGGUAGAAACUGAGACCUGACCACCUGCCAUCAUGAGAAGAGUAAUUCAGACUGUGCUUAGUGUUGAGCAGGCAGAGGGUGUAGGUGCUCGUGUCCGCAGGAGUAUUGGUCGAAGAGAGUUAAACAGUCUGGAUCCCUUCUUAAUGCUGGAUGAAUUUAAAGUUUGCAAGCCUGCAGGCUUUCCUGACCACCCACACAGAGGCUUUGAAACGGUUACCUAUUUACUUAAAGGCGUAUCAGCUCAUGAGGAUUUCUGUGGUCACAGUGGUGAAUUGAAACCUGGUGAUUUACAGUGGAUGACUGCUGGUCGGGGAGUGGUUCAUGCUGAAAUGCCUAUUUCAGAUGAACCAGUCUGUGGUCUUCAGCUCUGGGUAAACCUAAGAAUGUCCGACAAAAUGAUAGAACCACAGUAUCAAGAACUAAAGAGCAAAGAAAUUCCAAAACUCAGCAAGAAUGGGGUGACAGUUACUGUGAUUUCAGGAGAAGCUCUUGGAGUAAAGUCAAAAGUCUACACAAGAACACCAACUAUGUACCUAGAUUUCAGAUUGGAAAAAGGAGCAAAACAUGUUCAACCCGUGCCAGUAGGCUGGACAGCUUUUAUCUACACACUUGCUGGCUGUGUUCAUAUUGGUCCUGAAAAUGAUCAAAGGAAAAUUGAUCCCCAUUAUACAUGUGUUCUUGGUGAUGGUGAAAGUAUACUAAUGGAAAAUAAGGAGACUGAAACUGCUCAUCUCGUACUGAUUGCUGGAGAGCCAAUAAAGGAGCCAGUUGCAAAGCAUGGUCCUUUUGUUAUGAACACUGAAGAAGAAAUUGCGCAAGCUAUCAAUGACUUUCAAUAUUGCAAAAAUGGAUUUGAACGUGCUAAAACAUGGAAAUCAAGAUUCAAUAAGUGAUGAAAGUCCUAAAGUUAAUGAUGAAGUGAUAUAUUAACAAUAAAAUGUAUAAUAUAGUUUACUUUUCAAACAAUUCUUUGUUUAAACCACUUUCAGUACUUUUCUGAGCAGAAUUUCUGACUUUAUUAUUUUGGCCAAAGAGCUACAUAUUCAAUAAUAUAAUUGAAAUCAUAUUGGUUACCAUAAAGUUAUUCUUCAUAGGCAAUUUAUUUGUAGAAAUUUAAGCAAACCUCUAAGCCCUUUAUUGUCUUUUAUGUCAUAUAAUAGCUGUUUAUAAUACUUUUAACAUAUUUUAUUUUCAUUAUGCUUCUGAAACAUCCUAGCAGUUCGUCCAAUGGUAUCUAUUGUUUUGCACUGUGAAAAGGUCUCUUUUUCUUUUGACUGUUAUUUGUAUCUUAUUGAUAUUAGUUAUUAAUGGUGAAUCUUGCCAAUACUGAAAUCUAAACUCAGAUCUAUCAAAGAUUUGCCUGGGGACAGUUAAAGGAUAGAUACAGUAGGUUUCUCAAUUAAGAAUACACUUUAAUUUGAACUUCCUUCAUAUUACAUUUGCCUUUCUUCCAAAAUGUGAACUAGCGGUCAGAUGACACUGAGCAUACAUAACAAGGACUAUUCUGUAAAGGAAAUUUAUAAGAAAGUUGAUAUGCAAAUGUAUUAAAAAAUUAAUUGUGAGUGAUAUGUGAAACUUGGAUAUUGAUUAGACUGCAAAAUUGAAGGUUUGCAGCAGUCUAAGAAGUGUUAACUUGUUUGAAUCCCACACCAGAUGGUCUCAAUCAUAUAAUUAAGCAAAGCAAAUUUUGGCUGAAAUCUUACAUUUUCGCAAUCUGAUCUUACAAAAGAAGCCAAUAUAAAAAGGAAGAAGUUUAGCUAACUUCUGAUGCAUGCGUAGACAUCAGUCUAGCAAAAAAAAAGUGCAAACAGUUAAACAACCAACCCAAAUUUUAUUGCAUUAUUUCAAACAAAAGUUACAUAUUUUCUAUGUUCAUGCUUCAUUUAAACCAUAAUGCACACAUUUUUAAACUGAAUGUCAAAAGGCCUCCCAAACAGUUUGAGUUUUUUUUUUUUUUACAAGAAUAGAGCUUGCAGCUAGCUAGAUAUUAAAGGUGA